Molecule: messenger RNA, 2210 nt
Organism: Xenopus laevis (African clawed frog)
Lineage: Eukaryota; Metazoa; Chordata; Amphibia; Anura; Pipidae
Product: low density lipoprotein receptor adapter protein 1-B-like
Exons: 9
Coding region: 92-1021 (309 amino acids)
Source: RefSeq, a predicted model, not a curated record
AGACGUGAUCAUUCCUCGACCACGCUGGCAGGGAGGGAGAGGGAAAAGUUUGUGGGACUUGGAAAGUUCGUGAGUGGAGCCGAGUGGGGAGAUGGAUGCGCUCAAGUCUGCGGGGAGGGCGAUCAUUAGGAGUCCGAGCAUUGCCAAGCAGAGCUGGGGAGGAGGAGGCAAGCACAAGAAACUACCAGAAAACUGGACUGAUACCAGGGAAACUCUCUUAGAAGGAAUGUUAUUCCAUUUGAAAUAUUUGGGCAUGACAUUGGUGGAACAACCAAAAGGGGAAGAGCUGUCCGCAACUGCAGUGAAAAGAAUUGUGGCAACUGCAAAAGCAAGUGGGAAGAAACUGCAGAAAGUUCUUCUGAAAGUAUCACCACGGGGCAUCAUUCUACAUGACCGCGCAACCAACCAACUAAUUGAGAAUGUUUCAAUCUACAGGAUAUCCUAUUGCACAGCUGAUAAAAUGCAUGACAAAGUUUUUGCCUACAUUGCUCAGAGCCAGCAGAAUGAAACCUUAGAAUGCCAUGCAUUUCUUUGCACAAAGAGGAAAAUGGCACAAGCAGUCACAUUAACAGUUGCUCAGGCUUUCAAGGUAGCGUUUGAGUUUUGGCAAGUAUCCCGAGAGAAUAAGGAAAAGAGAGAGUCUGGUUCAGAUGGAGAAGGGGCAAGUAGUUCUCAGUCUGAUGGCUCCUCGAGUAUCACCAGCCUUAAAGCAUCAGCAUCUGCAAACCUUUUGGAUUUGGAAGACUGUACCAAAGCUUUUGAUGUGUUAAAUGCCAGUGACAAUCAUAUUGAAGAUGUAUUAAGGCAAAAUGCAUCCAAUGAAAACAACAAUAUAGUGUGGGAACUGGAUGAUGGACUGGACGAGGCCUUUGCAAGACUUGCAGAAUCCAGAACAAACCCUCAAGUCCUGGAUAUUGGAUUGACUUCAAAUGACCUUCAGUCUGAAGAAUGCUUGUCUCCUACCAGCUGGGAUAACCUGGAGUUGAACCCUGCAGAAGCAGAUGAACCAUUUAUGUUCUGACCUUUCUGAAGCUACCUGCCAAUUAUCAGUGCAAUAGUCCUACCAUCAGGCUCCUGUCAGUGUUUCAAGAACAUACAUUUGUAGUUGCUGAGAAUCCAUACGCCUUGAGGUGGGAUUGGAAACCCAAAGCUUUACCUUAGACACUUUAUUUCCAAGUCCAUCGCAAACUAAAGGGGGGGGAAAAAACAUUUCAGAAAGAAAACAUAAAAAAACAGCAGUUUUAUAUUUUAGGGGCGUGCAGUCCUCAAGAAUUGUUGGGAACAUGGAUUUUGUUUGUGGAAGUUUUUCUACUUUUUAUGUACAAAAUACUGGACAAAUCCUUCGUGUUCUUUCUAAAGGCCCCUUUUCCAGAUCUCUCAUUCAAUGAGCUACAUAUUUCAGUCCCAUAAGAUAUACUUGGCUGCGGCAUAGUGUUUUGUGUUUGUAUUCUGCUUUAAAACUCGCAAGUUUAUUCACAUUGGUGUUCCCAUUUUAUAAAGCACCACAUGGUAUCGGUCCUGUAGAACGUUCUAGCGCCAUAUCUGCAGUAUUUGCACAUCUGCUGUUGUGUAGGGAUGCCCAUUGGCUAUAGAACGUCUGAUUUUUCAUCUUUCCUUCGUCUAAUUGGUUGCUUUGUGGCCCUUAUUUACUGGAUGUCACUCUGCUAAUUAGAGCACUUAAUUUAUCCCCCACAUCACUCACAAAAAUGUUUAUAAAGUCAUAACACUAGCCUAUCUACCAUAUCCAUAUGUCCAUUCCUCCGUAGUCCAAAGUAUUGCCAGUUUAUGAGAUUCCCAGCUACAUACCAUUCAGAUGAGACUAAGCCAUGUUGUGUAUCAAAGGUCUGCACAGUAUUACGUAAAAUAUGCAUUUUUGUCUGCACCAGAGUUGACAAUCAUUUUGUAAUUGACAAUAUGUACCUUGAGUUGCCAUCUGGCCGGUAUUUUACCGGCCUGGCCGGUAAAAAUUAUGGUUGAUCAGAAUUUUAUUAAUAGGGGAAAAAAGAUAAAAGAUAGGAAGGCCAAUAUUUUUUUCCGGAAAAGGUGGCAACCCUGUAUGUACCAGUGUAGAAAGGUCACGUGCACAAAGCCUAAGGGAGACGGCACUCCCAAUAAUCCGAAAAAUCAAGGGGACCUGACAAAGGGGGAACACCCUCCGAAACGUUGUGUGACGCAAUAAACACACCAGCGGUAGGACCACGGUUUAACUC